AACUUCAUAAAAUAUCGAACGAGAAAACGUGCUUAAAGAGAUCAUUAAAAAUCGCCGUUUUCAAGUGCCAGUGUUCAAAGAGUGCGUAAGGCUAUUGAAAAGAUAAAUUACAUUUUCGUGCGAUCUUUGGAGUUGGAAACUUCAAUCGUAUUCAAUUUUCAACGUUUUUCGUUCUUUUAAUCUCGAACGUAUUUUUAUUUACGCGUUCCUGCUGAUUAUGAUCUUGAUUCGCGUAACAACGCGUGCAUCUCGAUGAUAACAAAAAAGUUAAAUGUACCGAACGGUUUUUGCAUCGCCAUCGUUUGAAUCAGCGACUUAUCAAUCAACACAGGAAAAAAAGAGAAGAUAAUUAAGUGCUUCAAACAAAAAAAAGAGAAUAAUGUCGGACACUAUAGCAAAAGGAGGCUCAAACAAUAUCACGAAUGGCAAUGGCGUUCCGGAUAAAGCAGUCAACAAAGAUCGCGACGUUGAAAGAGGGGAGGAGAAGAAGACUAGCCGAGAAAGAAAUAACCGUCGCGCAUCGACGGUAACAGCCGAGACGGUUUCGUCGGUGCUCGAAAACGAACUGGAGGGGGGAACCGCCAACUCCAACAGCACAGUAUUACCUGGGCCAGUACCACGUGGACGUGGCCGCCUUCAAACAGUCGCUCGUUUGCUACGAAACUUGUUCAUUGCUAUGUUACUCCUUGCUUUUGUCGCCGCUCUUCUCGCACUGGUAUGGAUCUUUAUGGGACCUAUGUUCGUCCUUCAACUCGGUCUUGUUGCCCUUGUCGCUUACUUCGUCGCCGGUGGACGUCUCCGAUGGUUCUACGUUGCACUUCGAACAGCGCCUCGUGAUUUACGUGCUUUGAUUCGUUACGCGAGGCUCCUUCUAACGAUAAAAGGUCACGAGAAAAAAAAUCGCAGCGUCGCCGACAUUUUCCAGCAGCAUGUCGCUCGUCAUCCAAACAAACCGUGUCUCAUUUGCGAGGACAAGGAGUGGUCUUUUCAAGAGGUUGAAGAUUUCAGCAACAGGAUCGCAACCGUUUUCAAAAAUCAUGGAUACCGGAAAGGUGAUACUGUCGCUCUCCUUAUGGAGAACAAACCGGAAUACGUGGCAACGUGGAUCGGACUCAGUAAAUUGGGAAUUAUCGUUCCCCUCAUAAACACAAAUUUGCGAAAAUCUACGCUCCUCCAUAGCCUCAAUGUUGCUAAUUGUCAGGCCCUCAUUUAUGGCAGCGAAUUAUCCGAAGCUAUCAAAGACAUCGCAUCAUCGUUGAAUGCAAAAUUAGCGUUGUACAGAUAUGGAAACGAGCUCGAGUCGAAUUCGUCGGGCCUGAAGGAGAAGGAUUUGACGUCAAUGUUGGCCGAGGCGACUGCAGUUCCACCAGUUAUUCAGGAGAAGGGAAAUUAUUGUGACAAAUUGAUUUAUAUCUACACGAGCGGUACGACGGGUCUGCCUAAGGCUGCGGUCAUCACAAACUCGAGGUUUAUGUUCAUCGCAAGUGCUAUUCAUUAUCUUGCGGCUUUCCGAGACAACGACAGAUUUUAUACACCUCUGCCGUUAUAUCAUACAGCUGGAGGUAUUAUGUCGGUUGGACAAGCGUUGCUCCACGGUUCGACGGUCGUGAUUAGGAAAAAGUUUUCAGCCAGUUCAUACUUUCCGGAUUGUGUCAAGUACAAAUGCACGGUCGCUCAGUACAUCGGUGAAAUGUGUCGUUACAUUUUGGCAAGUCCCGUAAAGCCGGAAUCAACGCAACACAAUCUGCGGCUCAUUUUUGGAAACGGUUUGAGACCUCAAAUUUGGCGUGAAUUCGUCGAUCGUUUCAAAAUACCCAACGUCGCUGAGUUCUAUGGAGCAACUGAGGGAAACGCUAAUAUCGUGAAUGUCGAUAACACCGUGGGAGCGAUUGGCUUUAUAUCGCGAAUAAUCUCAGCAAUUUAUCCAAUAUCUAUCAUCAGAGUGAAUGCCGAUGGUGAACCGAUCCGAAAUUCAAAAGGAUUGUGUCAAGUUUGCAAACCAGACGAACCUGGUGUAUUCAUUGGAAAAAUUAUUCGCAAUAAUCCUGCUCGAGCUUUCCUCGGAUACGUCGAUGAGAAAGCGUCAAAAUCCAAAAUCGUUUACGACGUUUUUACGCACGGUGAUUCUGCGUUUUUAUCGGGUGACAUCCUUGUAUCUGACGAACUCGGUUACCUUUAUUUCAAAGACAGAACUGGUGACACGUUCAGAUGGAAAGGAGAGAACGUUUCGACUACCGAAAUUGAGGCUGUUGUCAGUAAUCUCGUUAAUUAUCGAGAUUGCAUUGUUUAUGGAGUGGAGAUCCGGGGAUCGGAGGGUCGUGCGGGAAUGGCAGCGAUUUACGACGAAGAUAGCAGCGUUGACAUGAAUCGUUUGAGUUCGAUGAUACGAGAACAACUUCCGUCAUACGCGAGACCGUUGUUCGUGAGAACACUCACGAAGAUCGACAUGACGGGUACGUUCAAAUUGAAGAAAAAAGAUCUGCAAGAAGAAGCUUACGAUCCUCGAAAAAUCACCGACAAACUGUACUAUCUCGAUCCAAAAUUGGGCUACCAAUUAUUAACGCCGGAGAUUUACGAUCAGAUACAAGCAGGAAAAAUACGUUUCUGAGAGUUUCCAAUAAUCUAAGAUAUUUUGCACUAUCGGUACAGUGAGGUUCACUCAAAUUCAUCUUGUCAACGACGAGAUUCGAAAUAAAGUUGUACAAGGCGAGACAAUAACUAUCAACACUUUGAAUAUCUUUGCACCUGGAGGCUUUCAUGCGAACGGGGGGGGCCUCCCUGGCAUCUUUAGCUCGUUUUCUCAAUCAUUGAAUUCGAUUCAAUGAUUGAAUCGGAGCGGUAAACGAUGAACUUUUUGCUUUCGAUGAAUUUUCAUUUGUCCUAUUCGAAAUCUUUCUAAGCAUCCAAAGAUAUUCUGUGUGAUAAUAAUUAUUACUCCACUUCUGUACUCGGGGUGUUCUCCGUGGAAAGGGGCGAAUACUAAAUUGUGGCUCUGAUUUCGUGGAUAGAUAUUUUCGUCUAACCUCGGCUCACAAACGUAUUCACUUCCAUCUUACAAUGUACCAAAACUAUUAGAGAUAAAGGAAAAGUGCAUUAGAUCCGUACUAUGGAACUCAUAUUGCCUACAAUGAAGGCCUUCAACCGAAUUGUCCUUUCUUCUGUAUCGUUCAGCUCGAAACGUGGUUUUUCAGUGAUAUGCGUGUUGAAGGUCUUUCUCCAAUCGGAAUUCAGAACAAAAAAGUACUGAAAAUUGAAGAAUUCAAUUGUACAGCUAUUUGUAGAAAUGUUGGUACCCUCAAAAAUGGAUUCGAUGCAUUUAUGCUUUAUUUCUGAACGUUUUAACAGAGUUCGAUAGGUGCAAAAAUGUACAAACAAUUAGUGAAUAAUCCAUCGAAAGGCAUUCUGAUAGAAAAUGAAACAUGGGAAACUGUUCUAUUGAAAAUUUCUUACGAGAACACCCUGUAAAUAGUUAUUAUAAAUCAAAAUUCGAAAAAUGGCGAUAAAAUUAUUCGAGUUGAUUGCUUGUUCGACGAGUAUAGAGGGGUUUCGUCGAAGCCUGGAAGAGAAAAGCAGAAGUCGCUCGAGCUAUUUCAGUAUAAAAUCUGCCAAUAUUUUUCUAUCGCACAAUCAAUGAAUUUAGAGGGGCUUCGGUUGAACUUUUUCAUCAUUAUUUGUAAAUAAGUUACGUCGACGUAUUCCCCUCGAUUGUUGAGCAUUUUGUGCAAAAAGUGUUAGAAGAAAAUCAGCUGCGCCAUUGUUUGGGGAAUAGUUCCAUAUGAUAUAGCGAUCUCUUGUCUUCUCGAGUUUCUUAUUUAUAGCUUUGUUAUUAACAUUUUUUUUGCAAAAAAUCGCUGUUUUUUUGGUUUUUUUGCUUAUAAAAUGAAAACUAUCAGGGUGAUCGUGAUGGUGUUAAUAGACAAGUUGUAGACUUUGGUAAAUUGAAAUCGGACCGUACCAGUCGCAUUGAGGGCCGCGAGAAAAUUGUAUAGAAAAAAAUUCAAAUGGCCACAGAUCCAAAACUACAUCGAUAGAUCAGACAAAUGUCUGCUUUCCACACAAAUGUAGUUUAUGUUAAUAACUAAUACUGGCCUGAUGAUCUACGCUACAACUCGAAAAAUAACCGAGAUAUUAAUUUUUUUAAAAACUGCAUUUUCGUCGGUUUUUACCGAUUUUCUCCUAAACUAACGGUCCGAUCGAGUCGUUCGACCUCUCAUUUUUUUCGUAUUUUUAUUUUCUACAAUUUGUGCAUUGACAUCACCACGAUCAUCCUGAUGGUUUCCAUUUUAUAAACAAAAAACUAAAAAAAAGCGAUUUUUUGCAUAAAAUUGUUAAUAACAAAGCUAUAAAUAAGAAACUCGAGUAGAUAACAGAUCAUAUGGAACUGUUCCCCGAACAAUGGCGCAGGUGGUUUUCUUCUGAUACUUUUUACAUGAAAAAAUCUUUGUAGCUCGGCCUAUUUGAUUAGUCGAGGAGUCUCGAUCGCAGUGAACUCAAAUUUUUCGUGAAAAACAUUCGUUUUCAUUAUUUCUCGUUGAACGAGAUUCCUCGAGUGAAAAUCUGGGGAAUAUUUUUCUUUUUUUCAUUCGUCGAAAAAGUUUUUUUAUAUCAAGUUUUGCUUCGAAGCGUAAGAGCGCGCUGGUGCUCGCGUUUGUUCUUUAUUGCCGAGCUGAGGACGUCGCGGCUCCGUAAAUGGAAAAAUAUCGCAUUCGGUAGAACGAAUUUGUACAUUGGGUCGUUGGUGUCGAUGGAGAAUGUUGUCAAGUUUGUGGAAACGUUUCCUCGUGCGCUCCGUUCUUAGUAAAUUCAGUUUAAAUCAACGAAUCGAAAAUGAAUUCGACGAAAAAACGAAAUCAAUAAAUUUCGAGUAUGUUUCACAACAAAUCUGGCAAAAGCUCGGAAAAUUCCUGAACUCGAUUAAAACUGUUUUUUAAAAUAUACGAAAAUGAAUCGAAAUUUCUAAUAACUGGAAGUGUUACUGAAAUAGAGUCCUGGGGGCUCGGAGCAGCGCUACCCUCCCUUUUGAAUGCACCAAAAUCAUUGAAGUUUCUCCAGGGAACAGGAAAUGUCAGUAAAAUAAAAGAAAGUAGGAAAAAAUCUUUCAAAAUAUUGAAAUAUUCGCUUUGUACGAAGCAGCGGCCAUUUUUUUGAGGAUUUCGAAUAUUUAUCGGAUUUUCGUAUCUCAAAAUCUCAGCCUAGCCCUGUAAAAAACGUUUCUGCAUACGAGACUUGAAUCUUUUCGCUUCCACUGAACAAACUUCAACGUUGUUAUUUGUUAAUGUAUGUGUGUGUUUUUUUUUGGAAUAAAACAUUUUGCUAUUUUCUAA
Molecule: messenger RNA, 5324 nt
Organism: Venturia canescens
Lineage: Eukaryota; Metazoa; Arthropoda; Insecta; Hymenoptera; Ichneumonidae
Gene: Fatp1
Product: Fatty acid transport protein 1
Exons: 12
Coding region: 380-2608 (742 amino acids)
Biological process (GO): triglyceride homeostasis
Cellular component (GO): endoplasmic reticulum
Molecular function (GO): long-chain fatty acid-CoA ligase activity; long-chain fatty acid transmembrane transporter activity
Source: RefSeq, a predicted model, not a curated record